AUGGCUUCAAAUUCAUUAUACACUCGGUUUUUAUUUCUUAUAACGAUUUCUUUGUGCAUUAUUGCACUCUUUUCUGACCUUAGUACUUCUUAUGAAAUGGAUAGUCUAUUUGGUGAACUGGAACCUAGAGACUUAAACUUUACAACACUUGAAAAACGAGACAAUCCAGUCGGUCAAGUCAAUAAAGGGGAUAUCACAUUCUAUGAUGUAGGCCUUGGUGCAUGCGGUAAAGUAAAUUCGAAUAGUGAUUUGAUUUGUGCACUCUCGCCUCAAGUAUUCGGUACUUCACCUGGCAACAAUCCAAACAAGAAUCCAAACUGCGGUAGGCAACUUCAAGUGACUUGCGGUUCUAAGUCUGUCGUAGUUACGGCUGUGGAUCGAUGUGCAGGAUGUGGUCCCCAAGAUGUUGAUUUAAGUCCUAGUGCGUUUGGUAGACUCCUUGCUCUUGCA
Messenger RNA from Cetraspora pellucida, 450 nucleotides. The record is from the annotation of a GenBank genome assembly. NCBI's taxonomy places the organism in Eukaryota, Fungi, Glomeromycota, Glomeromycetes, Diversisporales, Gigasporaceae.